Molecule: messenger RNA, 348 nt
Organism: Acanthoscelides obtectus
Lineage: Eukaryota; Metazoa; Arthropoda; Insecta; Coleoptera; Chrysomelidae
Source: the annotation of a GenBank genome assembly
AUGGCUCCUGGCUUGCCCUUACCACCUGAGCCUGUUAUUACAAGAUGGGGUACAUGGCUCAAUGCUGCCUUGUUUUAUGCAGAUAAUUUCGUAAAAAUCAAAGAAAUUUUUCUUUUGCUUGACGCUGAUUCUAUAGCACUUAGAUCUUGUAGGAAAUCGAUACUAGAGUCAAACAUUUUAGAAGACUUAGCCUUUAUUAAAGUUCAUUUUUUCAUGCUAGCAAAAGUAAUAAUGGAGCUGAAAAAUACCCAGUUAUCAUUAAACGAAUCUUUCAGAAUCAUAGAAAAGGUGAUUGAAGAACUAAGUCUUAUUCCUGAAGAAAUUGGAAACAAAGUUAGGGUUAAAUGA